Molecule: messenger RNA, 1816 nt
Organism: Myiozetetes cayanensis
Lineage: Eukaryota; Metazoa; Chordata; Aves; Passeriformes; Tyrannidae
Gene: NKAPD1
Product: NKAP domain containing 1
Exons: 5
Coding region: 79-981 (300 amino acids)
Source: RefSeq, a predicted model, not a curated record
GAGACGCCGCCGGAAGGGGCCGCCCCGCCGGUUUCCGCCCCGGCCCCGCCAUCGCGGCCGGCCCGGCGCGGCCCCAGCAUGUCCCGGGUGCCCGUGGGGAAGGUGCUGCUGCGGAACGUCAUCCGGCACACCGGGGCACACAACAAGCUUCAGGAAGAGACAGAAAUGUGGAAAAUAAGGGAGUGGGAGAAGCAGACAGAAGAGACUUACUGGAAAAGGCAAAGCAGAAUGCUGUCAGACACCUCCAGCAGCCGCAUGCGCAGCGAUGGCUUCGAUGAGGAGGGACACAGGGCUGAGUGGAAAACCAGGAACCCGCAGCUCCUUGACCUGGUGGAAGAUGAUCUCCUCAGGGCCCGAUCGUGGAAUAAAAAGCUCUACGAAUGUGAAGCCAACAUGCCAGACAGGUGGGGGCACAGUGGGUAUAAAGAGCUGUACCCUGAGGAAUUCGAUACAGACAGUGACCAGCAAGAAGGAGAUGAGCAAAACGCUGUCAAUGGGAAGAAGAAAUCCCACCUGGGGAAGCAGACUGCCCGUGAGUCCCACAAGAGGAAAAAAACAAAGAAAUCCCACAAGAAGAAGCAGAAAAAGCGCUCCCACAAAAAAAGGAAGAAAAAGAAAAAGGAGCAGGGGAAAACUUCCACAGAUUCCUCCCGGGAGAGCGAGUGCUCGGCAGAGGAGACUCCAGGCACCCGGAGGGGAAAACACAAGCGCAAGAAAAAGACCAGGAAAGUGCCUGCCAAGGAACCUACCUCUUCUUCUGGGCAGGACAGUGACUUUUCCCAUGCAAGCAGCUCAUGCACCAGCAGCUCUGAGGACAGUGAGUCUGAGGGGAGGAAAGAGAAACGGCCCCCAAGGAAGAGGAAGAAAGGUCCCAGCUCUGCGUCGGAGAGGCAGAGUGAAGUGCCAGAGAAGAGGAGCAAGAGGAAGAACUGGAAGGUGGCGGGUGAUGAGAAGUCUGAGGACAGCUCAGAUGAGGACUGACGGGCCUGGGCUGCAGCUCAAACUGUGAGGGGGAGGACAGGGCCGGGUAUUUAUUGUUCAGCACUGCCCUAUGGUACAACUUGUCCCAGCACUGUGGUUUAUGCCCAUCCUGCCAGCCCGCAGGCAGGAGCUGAGCCCUGGCAGCCUGCAGGAGGGGCUCCCUUGCUUUCCAGGGACUUGGCAUUCCGAAAUCCAGGAGAGCAGUUACCUGUCUGACAAGCAGGCUUGUCCUGCCAACUUCAGAUUCUUUCUCUGUGACCAGGUUGACCUCCGAUGCCCAAAAACAUUACAUGCUGUCUGCAGGGGGGAGGCAGGCACGUUUGCACCCUUUUUGGUGUUUUUUUUUUUUUUAAAUUAAGUUUUAACAGGUUGCUUUUCUGGAUUACCUAAAUAAUGGCACGGAGAGAGGUCAGACAACAAGUCUGACAGCAGAGGAGAUGCCACCGGAUUUAACCCCACAGUAGCUUUGUCUUCCCAUCCUGCACCAAAAGCAGACCUGUGGGGGCAUGCACAGGGUUAGCUGGACACAGCAGGGAGCUGAGGGAAUACUCUCAUUCCAGCUGAAGGUGCAGUGACUAAUUCCAUAAAGAUGAAGAAAAGACACCAGUGCAUUUGCUUGGUUUAGACUCCUCUCCCAAGCCUGCUGUGGGCUGGCCAUCAUGUCUACCUUCCUUCACUCUCUCUGGGGAUGCUGAAACCAUUUGUGCUGAAAGAGAGGCCUUGGUGGGUGUCGUGCUGUGUCUCUGGUGUGCCCAGUGUGUUACUGGAGAAACUGGUACUGGGCCUUUCUCCCUGCAGCGAACAGCCAAGCCUUUUAAUAAAACAAACCAACCCA